Molecule: messenger RNA, 954 nt
Organism: Funneliformis mosseae
Lineage: Eukaryota; Fungi; Glomeromycota; Glomeromycetes; Glomerales; Glomeraceae
Source: the annotation of a GenBank genome assembly
AUGUCAGUUGAAUUAAAACCUCCAGGACAGUUAUCAUUUCAUCGUACGUAUGACUUAGCUUUGAUGGGAGGAUUUUGCUGCUUUAUCAAACCUUUUUCAAGUGGACCUUUCACACAGCUUGUGAAGGAAAUUCUUAUCGUGCGUAAUCCUAAUCCAGAACCGGUAGCCUUUAAGGUUAAAACUACAGCUCCAAAGCAAUAUUGUGUUAGACCAAACUCUGGCCGAAUUGAGGCGAACCAGAGUGUUGAGGUUCAAGUUAUCCUGCAACCAAUGAAGGAAGAUCCACCAGCAGAUUUCAAAUGUAAGGACAAAUUCUUGGUACAAAGUGUGGCAAUUUCACCUGAACGUGAAACAUUAACUUUACAAGAUUUGUGGUCUACAACUGAGAAACAAGCAAAAGAAACGAUCAAAGAAACCAAGAUUCGAUGCGUAUAUUUGCCCCCAGUUGAAGAUAAUUUACCCCCUGCGUCACCACCUCCAAAUCUACCACUUCCGCCUCAACCAUCUAUUCCCUCCCGCCCAUCUCCAUCAAUCUCACAAAAAGAAACUGCCAAUGGAUUAACAACGGAGCCUGUAAAGGAUGAAAAGAAAGACCAACUACAAGCAUACAAAUUACAUGAAGAUUCUAAUGGACAUAAUAAUAUGGUUGGAUCGUUUCCCGAUCAUACUAGAUCUGCCGAUGAUGAUAAUCCCGCAAGGCUUCGGCGACAAUUGAUCGAAGCCCAAGAGGAAAUUAAACGUUUAAAUCAUACGAUUGAUAAUUAUAAACAGGAGUUGAGUACAGCUCAAAUGAGACAACGCAAGAGCGAGGAGGCUGCAUCAUCAAAGAGGAAUAGUUCAAUCGGUGGAUUUUCUGUCAAGACUCAGGAGAAAAUUCCUGAAGGAUACUACCCAUUUGAGGUCGUUAUUGCGGCAGCUGUUGGGGCAUUCUUGUUUGGAGUUAUGUUUUUCUAA